AGUCUCUGCUGCUGUGACCUGCUGCAGUUUAGUCAACGAAACAUUCUAGCUGGUUUAAACUCGCACCGGGGAUGAUAUGGAAUUCAUUUUGACAUUUUAAACAUUUAUGUCUUCAAGAAGGCCGUGCAUAGUGUGACUUUUCAGAGGUCAUCAUGGAUUAGCUGUAGUUCAGUGGCUUUUCUCCAGACAGUGUGACUGACAGCAGGAACAGGGACAAGGGACUUUGGUGCUACAAACGUUAGCUAGCAACGCAACUUAGCUAGACGUAUUGAUACAGCUUUACUGCUGCGACAGUUGUUGUCUAGCGUUGGCGUUAGCCCUCAGCUGUCGUUGGCUGCUGCUUGCUAAUGUGUAGCUAUAGUUAUUGCCUCCCAGUGGUGGAAAAAGUAUUCAAAUCUUUUAACGAUUCCUGGACUGGUUUGAGAUCCUUGAGAGAUUCUCAAGGCAGCAUGGCUCCCAAAGACAUCAUGACCAACUCCCAUGCCAAAUCCAUCCUCAAUGCCAUGAACUCACUUCGCAAGAGCAACACACUCUGUGAUAUCACCCUGAGAGUGGAGAACACAGAUUUUCCAGCUCACCGGAUUGUCUUGGCUGCCUGCAGCGACUACUUUUGUGCCAUGUUCACCAGUGAGCUUGCAGAAAAGGGGAAAUCUUUUGUCGACAUUCAGGGGCUCACUGCAGCGACUAUGGAGAUCCUGUUGGACUUUGUGUAUACAGAAACAGUGCUAGUCACAGUGGAGAACGUACAAGAACUGCUUCCUGCAGCGUGCUUACUUCAGCUCAAAGGGGUAAAAAGAGCAUGUUGUGAUUUUUUGGAGGGUCAGCUUGAUCCCACCAACUGCCUGGGCAUUCGAGACUUUGCCGAAACACACACUUGCCUCGACCUGAUGCAGGCCGCCGAGCUCUUUUCCCAGAAGCAUUUCUCCGAGGUGGUUCAGCAUGAGGAGUUCAUGCUGCUCAGCCAGACAGAAGUUGAAAAGCUCAUCAAAUGUGAUGAAAUCCAGGUGGACUCAGAGGAGCCUGUAUUUGAAGCCGUGUUAAACUGGGUCAAACACAACCGAAAAGAGCGAGAGCCCUACCUGCCAGACAUGCUCGAGUUUGUCCGAAUGCCGCUCCUCACCCCCCGCUAUAUUACAGAUGUCAUUGAUGCCGAGCCCCUCAUUCGGUGUAGCCUGCCAUGUCGAGACCUUGUCGAUGAAGCCAAGAAAUUCCACUUAAGACCAGAGCUAAGGAGUGAGAUGCAGGGCCCACGCACACAAGCUAGAUUAGGUGCCAAAGAAGUCCUGUUGGUUAUAGGCGGGUUUGGCAGCCAACAAUCACCAAUAGACAUAGUUGAGAAAUAUGACCCGAAAACACAAGAAUGGAGCUCCCUUCCUAACAUUGCACGGAAAAGGCGUUAUGUCGCCACGGUGUCUCUCCACGAUCGAGUUUAUGUGAUCGGAGGCUACGAUGGUCGGUCGAGGCUCAGCUCCGUGGAGUGCCUGGACUACACAGCUGACGAGGACGGUGUUUGGUACACCGUCGCCACCAUGAAUGUGCGCCGUGGCCUCGCUGGAGCCACGACACUCGGAGACAUGAUCUAUGUUGCCGGUGGCUUCGAUGGCAGCAGGCGUCACACCAGCAUGGAGCGAUACGACCCAAACAUUGACCAGUGGAGCAUGCUGGGAGAUAUGCAGACAGCUAGAGAGGGAGCUGGUCUGGUGGUGGCCAGUGGACUCAUAUAUUGUCUAGGUGGAUACGAUGGCCUAAAUAUCCUGAAUUCAGUGGAGCGGUAUGACCCACACACAGGCCACUGGACAAGUGUUACACCAAUGGCCACCAAGCGGUCAGGGGCUGGUGUGGCUUUACUCAACGACCACAUCUACGUAGUGGGAGGCUUUGAUGGUGUUUCACACCUCGACUCCGUUGAGGUUUACAACAUCAGAACAGACUAUUGGACCACUGUAGCCAGCAUGACGACGCCUCGAUGUUACGUAGGAGCAACUGUUCUCAGAGGACGUCUCUACGCCAUCGCUGGAUAUGAUGGGAACUCUCUCCUCAGCAGUAUUGAAUGUUACGACCCGGUCAUCGACUCCUGGGAGGUCGUCACCUCGAUGGCGACGCAGCGGUGUGACGCUGGCGUCUGUGUUCUACGAGAAAAGUAAUCUUUGCCAAGAACAAGAACCACAAGAGGGAAAAAAAAAAAAAAAGCAUAUGGGAAGACAGGCAGCUAGACUUUGCUAAAAUGCCACUAAAAGAGAGCCACACAAAAGGGAGAUGUCUGUUCGCCAGAAUGCAAAUAAGUACUCUCAAAAACAGAAUAGGUGCAGCAGUUUGGGCUGCCUUCUCUACUGGAUGGUCAACCCUUCGACAGUUGGACUGUGCAACGGAGAUUCAGCUUCGCCGGGGUGGACGUCACCUCAAAAGAGGCCUCCAUGGAGCCCAUCACCACUUGCAUGACUCUCUUCGGUGGUACUUGUUGCUUUCGUUACCUGUGAGAUUAUUUUUUCAUUUUGUCUUCAAAGUGCAAUAUAUUUCUACUCAUCAUAACAGAAAAAAAGAUGGAGUUGAUUUAGACUCUGGUUGCUGCUAUAUGCCUUAUAACUUUGGCCUACAUCAAACAGUGAACAUCCGUGUUGCCUCCCAUUUGACUUCAAUGAUAGUUCCAGUACAUUGGCUUAUUAUCGAGUGUACUCAUUUGGCAUUUGUUAUGUCCUUAAUGGGUCAUUAAUUCAAGCCCUUUUGUAAUUCUUUCUGUAAACACUGCUUCUAGAUUCAAAUCACUUUAAUUCAGACGGUUUAUUAAGUAUUGUUGCUCUCAGAAUAUAAAUUUAGAGAUCAAUAUUGUUUUAGAAAAUGACUGAAUUGUACCAGUUGACUAUGGUUAUUUUGUCCCUGAAAAAUCACAAAGUAAUAAGUAUGAGGUGCAUGUGAUUUUUUUCUUUUUUUUUUUUCUUCCUCAGCUCAUAAAUCUGGAUAUCUACAUGUAGGACACAAAAUCCUAGCAUCACUGUUGCCUGCGAAGUGAAUAAAAACACUUAGAACUGACGCCUUUUAGCCUCUCAGUCUGUAAACUCCCGAUAAGUGAAGCAGAGAGACAUAUUUGCUUCACACGUCGUCAGCUGAGUCAGUGGCACUGAGUCAGUGGCAUCAUCAUUCACAUCCACAGAGCAAAUGUGACUCAUCAUCCAUCCACAUGAAGCAGUUUAAUGUCUCAAGUUCACCAAACUGUACAAGGUAGACGUGUCCAUUUUAUCCCUGUGCACCGUUUUAACAUGAAAACUGAAUGUCCACAUGCUACCUAAUUACCAAAAAUGGCUGGAUGGCAUGAUAAGGUUUAAUAUUUGUGAUUUUGAGUGAAAUGUCUCAACAUCUAUUGGAUCGAUUUGCUUUAAAAUUUCGUACGAACAUUCAUGUUCCACUCUGAAUAAAUUCUAAUACCUUU
Molecule: messenger RNA, 3424 nt
Organism: Sander lucioperca (pikeperch)
Lineage: Eukaryota; Metazoa; Chordata; Actinopteri; Perciformes; Percidae
Gene: klhl12
Product: kelch-like family member 12
Exons: 13
Coding region: 348-2144 (598 amino acids)
Molecular function (GO): protein binding
Source: RefSeq, a predicted model, not a curated record